Elgaria multicarinata webbii is the source of this 785-nucleotide messenger RNA. RefSeq names its product histone H2A type 2-C-like. The coding region runs from base 34 to 423 and encodes 129 amino acids. The transcript has a single exon. NCBI's taxonomy places the organism in Eukaryota, Metazoa, Chordata, Lepidosauria, Squamata, Anguidae. Gene Ontology annotation, biological process: heterochromatin formation. Gene Ontology annotation, cellular component: nucleosome; chromatin. Gene Ontology annotation, molecular function: protein heterodimerization activity; structural constituent of chromatin; DNA binding. The record is from RefSeq and is a predicted model, not a curated record.
GGACUCGUGGUUACAGGAGAAGCAUCUUCUACAAUGUCUGGUCGUGGAAAGCAGGGCGGCAAAGCCAGAGCCAAGGCAAAGACUCGCUCGUCCCGGGCAGGCCUGCAGUUCCCCGUGGGCCGCGUGCACCGCCUGCUGCGCAAAGGCAACUACGCCGAGCGCGUCGGGGCCGGGGCGCCCGUCUACAUGGCGGCCGUGCUGGAGUACCUGACCGCCGAGAUCCUGGAGCUGGCCGGCAACGCGGCGCGCGACAACAAGAAGACGCGCAUCAUCCCGCGGCAUUUGCAACUCGCCAUCCGCAACGACGAGGAGCUCAACAAGCUGCUGGGCAAAGUCACCAUCGCCCAGGGCGGCGUCCUGCCCAACAUCCAGGCCGUCCUGCUGCCCAAGAAGACCGAGAGCCACAAAGCCAAGGCCAAGUAAAGCCGAGGACGCGCCACGAGGCUUCGCCACAACCCAAAGGCUCUUUUCAGAGCCGCCCACACUAUCUACAAAAGUGCUGAUUUUCUGUAUCUAUUGUAAACAUUUCUCCUAUCUUAGGCGCUAAUUAAAUGCAGUUUAAGUGUAUAGAAUUGGGUGGGCUUUUCUACAUUUGAGAUCCAGGAAAGACAAGGCGACAUUACAAAAUCUAAAACAUCAACAUUAAAAUAUAUAUACAAAAGUUAAAACUUAGCCCACUUCCUCAAGAUUGUAUGUUUUCUGAUCGUUGUCACUUCCUGCUAUAAAUUCAUUUAUACAUCAUGUAUAUGCCACAAAACCGGACCAGAAUAAAUGUGUUUCUACAA